CAACCACGCCUCUUAUUAUUGAAUACUGAGGCUAGUGAACAUGAGAGACUACUGGGGCAUAACAUGGCUUGCCUUGGUUGUGGAAAAUCGGUUCGAAAAAUAAGACAUCAUAAUGUCAGUAUGGACUCUCCAUUGCUAGCUGGCCUAAUAUCGCAAAAUACUAUUAAUGUGAUGUCUCACACGGUGGUAAGGGGAAAGCCAAAUGCGGCUCAGCUCUACCUCGACUCUGUUCUGGACGCCAUACUGCUUGAACAGGGAAUCAAACCUGACCCUGAGCAGAGAAGCAAUGUGACGUUAUCACAGAUCCUGUUGUACUCUCUAAAACAAAGACCCAAAGAUGUGUUUAUGAUCAAUGCUGGUACUAAUGAAGUUAUUACAAACGAGCAGCUCCUAAAGCGCGCUGUCUCACUCGCACGCACGCUGACCGCAAUGGGUGGGAAAGGGAAGUACGCUUUCAUGAUGAUGAGGAAUCACCAGGAGAUGGCUGUGAUCUACUUCGCCGCGAUUUUUGCUGGAGUCAUCCCGUUCCUAGUGGAGCCUGCCUCUACUGUUUUCGAGCUGACCCACUUCCUGAAGCUGGUGGAGCCUAGCAUUGUAUUCUACGACGAGGAGUUUGAACAGGCGAUGCAAGAGGCGACGCGCGCCUGCCCCAAGUUGUUGACUACUUUGAUAGCCGCAGACCGUCCUGGAGUUAUUGACAACUUCAUUCGAGGCCAACCUGAUGAUAUAGCAAGUUUUCAAGUUACAGAAUCAUCAAUGGACGACCCGGUGAUGUUGCUACCAACUAGUGGAUCGACUGGUUUACCUAAAGCCACAAUCAUGACAAAUCGAGGACUGGUGGCGCAGCUUCCUUCCCCAUGGUCAUAUCACACGCAGUUCCCGACCCCCACCGGUCGUAUUCAAUGGAUGACGUUCACCAUGUUCACGACCGCAUCUACAGUCUACCACAUUCCGAUCCUCAUGUCCUCUAGAAAGAUUACUCCAGAACACGUCGCAGAGAUGAUAGACAAAUAUCGGCCAACGUUUACAUUCUUCUCGCCGGCGUUUGCUGCUUCGCUGCUGCCGUUGGUGACCUCUGAACAGUUGAGUUCGUUGGAGACGGUGAUCCUACUUGGAUCUCCUGUUAGUGAGCAGCAGAUGGCAGAGUUACAAGAAAAGCUGCCAAAGACAGCCCACUUGUGUGACGGCUACGGAACCACAGAGACACAAGGCUUCAUCGCAAUCCCUGACAGGGAGGCUCCCCUCAAGUGCAACGGGUGGGUCUUCAACUUCCUACACUACAAGAUCGUGGAUGAUGAAGGACAGGAGCUGGGGCAAAAAGAGUACGGAGAGCUGUGGGUGAAGGGAGUCAGCGUUAUAAAGGGUUACCACAAGAACGUGGCUGCCUACAAGGAGACAGUGACCGCAGAAGGCUGGUACAAGACGGGAGACGUGUUCUAUGUCGACGAGAACGAGCGGCUCUCAUUCGUCGUCAGGAAGAAGUUCAACUUCAAGUACAAGGGCUGCCAAGUGGCCCCUGAAGAAAUAGAGCGCGUGAUUUGUUCAGUACCAGGAGUGCAGGAGAGCGUGGUGUGUAGCUCCGACAGUGGGCCCGCGGCGGCCGUGGUGCUGCGGCCGGGGGCUGACGUCACCAGGGACACCAUACACACAGCCGUGAACUCCACUUUGAGCGAACACAAGCGGUUACACGGAGGGCUCGCGUUCGUGCCCUCCCUCCCUCACACAACCACAGGCAAGCUGAAGAGGAGCGAGUGCAGCCAAUUGAUGACACAACUCCUGAAAACCGGCCAAUGUUGCUAGCUGU
Molecule: messenger RNA, 1804 nt
Organism: Spodoptera exigua (beet armyworm)
Lineage: Eukaryota; Metazoa; Arthropoda; Insecta; Lepidoptera; Noctuidae
Source: the annotation of a GenBank genome assembly